UCUCUCUCUCUCUCUCUCUCUCUCUCUCAUUCAUUCAUUCAUUCAUUCAUUCCUCUGCUCCUCUCCUGCGUCUCCAAAACAACGAUCAAGCACUUGCAUUACUCUCGCCGGCAUAACCCUACCCAGAUAAAACUCCGAAUGAUUUACACAACGCAAGGCGUCGGCGUGACCCCCGGUGAAAUGAUGCCGUCGCCCGACAUUGCCAGAAUGCUGGACAACUCGAAGGAGCUCGAUCGUUUAAGGAGAGUCCAAGAGGAGGUCCUCCUCGAGAUCAAUAACAUGCACGACAGGAUACGGUCCUCUCCUGAGGUGCUCCAGAGGUACGGUGAUAUCUUCUUGACACGGCUUAAGAUGUUGUAUACACAAGCCAAAGAACUUUCAGAAAGCGAAGUGAAUAUUUCAACCCAGUUAUUAGGGCAACUGGAUGCUUUCAUGCCUCCUGGAGCUCCAUGGCAUCAAAGAAGAAGAAUAGAACCUAAUGAACCGAAAAGGAAACAAUUGAAGGCUGAUUCUGAUAUCUCAACGCAUUCUCCAUCAGUGCAAAAGCACCUGGAUACUCUUUCUAGUCUGACUGGUGAACAAGUAGCAGCUAGGGUGACAAAUGGUUCUGAGAAAGAAGAGUGGUUCGUUGUUAAAGUUCUUCAUUUUGGUAGAGAAACUAGAGAAGUUGAAGUGCUUGAUGAGGAGCCUGGUGAUGAUGAAGAGGGUGGCAGCCAGAGGAAGUACAAGCUGCCUAUAUCAGAGAUAAUACCUUUCCCAAAACGGAAUGAUAUCCCUGGUGUUCAAGAUUUCCGUCCUGGGGAAAAGGUUUUAGCAUUGUAUCCAGAUACAACUGCAUUAUAUAAAGCAACUGUAGUCCAACCUCGAAAGAGGAAGACUGAUGAUUAUGUCUUGGUAUUCGACGACGAUGAGGAUGAAGAUGGAUCUUUGCCUCAAAGGGUUGUACCCUUUCACAGGGUGGUUGGUCUUCCCGAAGGACGUGGUCAAUAGUUUUUCCAUUUCCCCUAGGUAUGUGUAUAGGUAAAUAUAUGCGCAGUUCAUAUGUGAAGUGUUGUAUCUGUUUGGAUUUAGAUUAUGGAGGGAUUUGUGGGAGAACAAGAAAAGAAAGUUUUUUGAAGCUAUUUUCUGUUC
This is a messenger RNA of Rhododendron vialii, 1131 nucleotides long. RefSeq names its product SAGA-associated factor 29 homolog A-like. NCBI's taxonomy places the organism in Eukaryota, Viridiplantae, Streptophyta, Magnoliopsida, Ericales, Ericaceae. The transcript is spliced from 9 exons. The record is from RefSeq and is a predicted model, not a curated record. Gene Ontology annotation, cellular component: SAGA complex. The coding region runs from base 139 to 990 and encodes 283 amino acids.